AUGGGUCUCAACAUAAUCAUCGUCGGCUCCGGCCUAGCCGGCCUCGCAGCUGCAGCGUACUUGCGCAAACAGCAUACCGUAACAGUCCUAGAGAAAACUCAUCUCGACUUCAACAACAAUGAUUACGGCAUUUCAGUCGUCUGCAAUGCAUACGGCUUACUACAGAAGCUCGGCAUAGACGACACGGAGCUUGAUAUGGCCGUCAUGACCAAAAUCUGGCAACGUUCAGCGUCGAAUCAGGGACUCUUCGCGGCGGAUUUCGAUACGAGGAAGAUGUACGGUGCGCCUAGUGUAUUGACGAGGCGAAGCCAUCUUCAGCGGGAAUUGUAUAGGUUGGCUACGAGUGCUGAUCUGGAAGGGAAGCCGGCGAGGAUUGUGGAGGGGUUUAAGGUGAGAGAGGUGAGGUAUGAUGAAGGCGUUGUUGUGGCGGAAGAUGGGCGAAGUUUCACUGGUGAUCUGAUCAUUGGUGCUGACGGCAUCAAUUCUAUCGUGAGAAGUGCAGUCUUAUCUGAAGAUGCGCAAGGUGACAGAGAAGCUCCUGCCACAACCCACGAUCUGCUGGCGUACAUGGCACAGAUUCCAGUCACGGCUCUAGAAGGCAAUCAAGAUAUGGCCUUCUUCGCAGACGCGAUCAACUCCGCAGGCCUCGCAAACUGGCAAGCACCCGGCGAGGAACCAGGUCCAGUCACGCAGAAUAAGCGUCGCAUUCUGAGCUACCACAUCAGUCCGCGAGAGCUUCAGCUUGUAGGGUACUGUCAUGAAGAAGAGUUCGCUGCGCAGUUCGAUCAACAGAAAGCAAGCAUCCUCAAAGACAUCCCAGCCUCUCGCGCGAAAGACGCCUUCCAUGAUUUUGCUGAGAGCCUCACAAGCCUGUACGACCACCACAACUCUGGCGACGGCACAGUUGAAGUAUGGCGCAUCCGCGACGUGGAUCCGUUGCCUCGUUGGUCGCAAGGGAAGGUAUUGUUGAUUGGUGAUGCGCCGCAUGCGAUCGUACCGCAUGCAGGGCAGGGUUAUAAUCUUGCUGUGGAAGAUGCAGAGGCUUUGGGUUAUCUGCUGCGGAAUGAUGAUGUGCAGAGUGCUAUAGAGGACUUUAGCACUAAGGCAUGA
Molecule: messenger RNA, 1110 nt
Organism: Fulvia fulva
Lineage: Eukaryota; Fungi; Ascomycota; Dothideomycetes; Mycosphaerellales; Mycosphaerellaceae
Product: FAD-dependent monooxygenase
Exons: 2
Coding region: 1-1110 (369 amino acids)
Molecular function (GO): FAD binding; monooxygenase activity
Source: RefSeq, a predicted model, not a curated record